Trichomonas vaginalis G3 is the source of this 1162-nucleotide messenger RNA. RefSeq names its product WD repeat-containing protein 11 family. The record is from RefSeq and is a predicted model, not a curated record. The annotation marks the transcript as partial. Gene Ontology annotation, molecular function: protein binding. The transcript has a single exon. Lineage: Eukaryota; Parabasalia; Trichomonadida; Trichomonadidae.
AUGACUCUUCAAACAUCCAUCACCGCUGUUGCAGUCCAAGUAUCCAGAAUACCAGCAACAUGUUUCCAAGGCGAUACUCCCAAUUUCGCCGUAUUAUUAUCUACCGGAGAAAUCCAAGUCUACACAUACAAGAACGGCAUAGCACAGAUGCCUGUUCUGAGGCUGCGUAACUCACGGGAGAACUCCAGGACAACUUGUCUUGCUUGGAAAGGCGAUUGCAUCAUAACUGCUGACACAGACGGCGUAAUUAUGUUUUACGACUUUGCUUUCGGUACAUCGAAGCAAACAUACUCUCCUUUCAUCGACAUAGACAGGAUAGAGUUCGAGAGAUCAUCCAGCGGAUUGUACGUACACGCGAGAGACGGAAAAUUUGGUUUUUCACUUGAAAAAGUGGAAAGUUGUCCUUUUUCUGUUUCCUCAUUCGCUGUAACAGGAAAUGGACUCGUCCUCGUCUCCCCGCUCAAUGACGAAGCCGUGAAAUUCGUUAUUGCAAGAGACUGGAGAUCUGUAAAAAGAAUCACUUCACCUGCCCUCUUAAAACCGCUAAAAACCGCCCAGCAACGGUUAGAGCUUAUGGGUGAGCAAUUAUUAACGAAUCCUACUACAGGAACAUGGUCAGAAGCACUUCAAAUAGCUGAGAUAGCUAAUGACCAUGGAUUUCCAACUGAUUCCAUUAUUUGGAAGUGUGUUUCACGUAGUUUGGGAGGUCCGAGGUUGCAAGCACGACAUUCCAUGUUUGGAGGGAAAGAAGAAGUUGUUUCCGCGUUGAGGAUUCAAUCUUCUCUGUUUUCUCCUGCAGAUACUCCGAUUUCUGCCAUUUUCAACUUGUUGUUCAAGUUCAGAAUGGGUGAUAGAAGAGGAGCUGUCGAAGUUUUCAAGAGUCUCUCCAACAAAAGCGAGUUCACAAUAGUGGCAAGCAUUUGUUCGGCGUUGCUUCUCGGUUACGAAGAUAAAAUUUUGCCACAAAACGUGACAGAAUUUUUGAUAACAACCGCUGUUCCACUUUUUGCACAGCACAGAUUUAUAGAAGGCUGUAUAUUGAUGCAUUUAGCUGGCGCUAAUCUUUCUGCCGCAAGAUAUCUUCAGGACAACGGAAGAUGGGAAGAUUCUGUCGAAGUCUGCAAAUUGGAAGAGUUUUCGAAUGAGUCGAAGAGUUUGUUGA